Messenger RNA from Hypanus sabinus (Atlantic stingray), 5293 nucleotides. RefSeq lists its product as uncharacterized. The record is from RefSeq and is a predicted model, not a curated record. The transcript is spliced from 9 exons. Lineage: Eukaryota; Metazoa; Chordata; Chondrichthyes; Myliobatiformes; Dasyatidae. The coding region runs from base 1123 to 3117 and encodes 664 amino acids.
UCUGGAGUUUGUUAGUUAAAUUGCUUAUAUUUGACUUGGGCAGUCCCUUGGAUUGUGGAUCUGUUUUCGCUUUGCUUUCAGUAGGUUCUGUCAAGACGUGCGGUAAAUCACCGGGAUGGUGGUGCCUGAUCUGGGUUUAGCAUUCUUCGAUCGCGUACCCAGGGUUUCUGUGUGUUUUUGGAUGUUUGGGCUUGACGCUCUCAGUUCCAUCCCGAAUAUUCCUCCCGACUUUGAACUUUGUCUUCAACAAAAUUAAGAGCUUGUGAGAUAAUUGUAGAAUGUCGGCACUGUGUGUGUAUUGGUGGGGUCUAAUGCGGGAUUGUAGGUUGGAUUUGGAGUCACUGCAUUUUCUCCGUGGGAGGUGGUUCCCGCGGGUCUCUUCCUGCCCCCUCGAACUGACCGGCGGCGGGACCCUACGGAAUCUCUCCUCUCGCGGUCAGCACAAACACCCCCGCACGGCGGACUCUCGCGAUACUCUCUACACUUAGAAAUAUAAACUUCUAUGAACUUCUCUGCAGCAGAGUUGGUUUUCGGUUGAACGGUACAGAUGAGGCGCCUUUUCCGGUGGGUGGAGUCGUUGUUGGGUGGUAUGCGGUUGGAUUUGGUAGGAAGAUUCUGAAACAGCUAGGUUCGACACGGUGCAAGUCCAGCGGAGCAUGAGCCACGCUGCUGAACAGGGGCCAUGCCCGCAAAAACACCCUAACAUACACAGCAUGAUGGAAGGCGUAACCAGAGGGCAUGAGACACCUAUCACGCUCAGCGUUUAGCAAAUGUUCUGUGCACUGGGUCCAACCGAUGAUCGGGUUUUAUUGGAAGUCAUUUACAAAUGUCACAGCAGCUGUCAUCUCGCAGCGUCGACGUUUUAUCCGCUGUGAUUUGUACAGGGUGGAAAGGGACCUAUCGAGGAUGGUGCUUGGGUUUGAACAAUUGUUUAGACGGCAGAUUAAUUAUACCGAAGCUUGCUCUCAUCUGCUUUUGUAAAGCUAGACCAACCUUUCGGUCUGAGAAGCGUGGGGCACUUGUUUCCACGUUUUCAACAUUCUUAAAACUAUUAUAAGAAAAAGUGAAAAGAGAGUUGAUGAGAAGACUAACUUAAAUAGAGAACAAAAACUGCUGAAGGAGAUGUCUAAUCCUAUCAAACUGUACAAAAGACCAAUAAAAUCGCAGGGAAAGUUGAGAGUUUCAGAUGACUUAUUGGCUACAUCAAAGUAUCCUCAUAGCGGUGUUCCAGAAAACAGAACCAACAUGCACACGACCAUCCCACAUCUUCCAAAAAUCAACUCUGCUGUUGUUCACGAGAAUGAUGUAAAAGAACAAGUGCCAAUUUCUCAUAUUGCUGACUACUUUAUGGCGAGGAAGAAAACUCUUAAAUUGAAUGGAUUUCAUUGGCAGAGGGAUUAUGUUCCCAUGCCCACCAAUCUGCCAUUGGUAAUAAGGGGUUACAAGACUGGGAAUCGUGAUAAUAUGACGUAUAAAGAAAAAUGUGUAGGAAAUAGAAAAGGAAGAAAGUCAGGUCUUUCAGAAACCUGUACAACAAGAAAAAAUAUGCAAAAUUCUGCAGAAGGAUCAACAAAUUCAAAUAACACUGGCUUGGGCAGCAGUGAAGUUGAGGACAACCCAUCUUUGAGACAAUGCAAUGGACCAUUAAUAACAAAGUUCCAAACACAGGCAAGAACAAAGGUGACAGCAAGGUUCCAGGGAGGACUUGGGUACGCAGUGGAUGGUGGCAGGAGUUUAAAUGUGAAGAGUGUAAAAAGUGCUAACAUUGCAAAUAGCUCAUCAGACUCUGUUGCAAGAAUGAAGUGGACAAAAAGCUUUGUGAGAAAAGCUGUUAAUAGGCAACAAAGACCUUCGGCAACUUCACUUGCAGAGAAAGGAAAUACCAGGACUGAACUGGAGCAAGACUGCAGUCCCUGCUGUGCAAAUGGAAUUGCCUUGGACUUGGAGCUCAAGCACAGAUCUGUAAGUCAGGCUGCAAACUGUAAUGUACACACGGGCCCGGACACGUUGUGUUUUGAUGAUAACUGUGUUCACAAUUUAGAAAAUGUCAAUGGGGAGCAAGGAGAUGAUGGAGCUGCAAAAGUAAUACCUAAACUGACUUUCCAGAACCCAGAUGGUCACAGUUUCUUUCCUGUGACUCCAAAUUGUGAGAGAUAUGAAGGAAAAAUGAAACAAGUAAUUAGAGAGCCUGGCAGUAAACAUCAAGAGACUAAAGUAAGCUCCUCUGUAGUAACCAGUUUAAGCAAAUCACCUGUGAAGUCAUUUUCAAACAAAAUAUCUCAGAAAACAGCUUGCUGCAGUGCAGUCAGCAAACACUCUGAUAAAGUUUCCAAAGUUAGUUCUGGUGCGCGUGAAGAUGGUGGAAGUGAAGAGCACACUUUUGACCUGAAUCAGAUUUUGCAAGAGAGGGGAGCAAGCAUAUGCGCCAACACUCCAGUGCUCUUGAAGUGUGGUGCGGGGCACCAUAAUCAGGCACAACCUCUAAAGUCUUCGCUGAAGAAGUCACUUGACUGGCCGGCUCAUUCUCAAACAACAACUGUGCAUCUCCCCAAGACUGGAGAGCAGUGGAGUGCUGCUUGUGUAAAUCAGACUUUAGCCAGAAGCAUGAAAGCUUGUUUACGAACGAAACUUGAGCCACUCUAUCGAACAUUAAACCAAACUGCACAAGCUUAUGUGUGCUCAGCUCCCGAGGAAUCCACAAAGUUUUGUACAAAGUCCUGUUACGAUCAGAAGCAGUACAGGAAGCUAAGACAACAUUGCCAUCAAUCUUCUAAUCAUUGCCGUCGACAUGCUUGUAAUCUGGAAUUGCAGACCGCAACACAGCGGAGACUGGAGCGAUUGUGUUACUGUAGCACAGUGGAGCAAGGAUUCGGCAGGAAUAGGGACAUGAAAGCAAGUGCAAAUAUGCAUUCUAAUCAAUGUUGUCAGAGGGAAAACUGCACGUUUCAGCCCAACGAUGAACCACAGCAUUUACAAUUCCCACAGCCACAAGAUUUAAUAUGGUGUAAAAGUCCCUCAGCGAAACGUACGGUUGAGAUAUUUAGUUCUCAAGGUGAUGAAGUUCCGAAAAUAACCAUGACGUGUCCUACUCCAAUCCCAUGCAGAACACCUUCUUAGCGGGAGGCAAUCUAGGAGUUUGUCAGUUUUUUAGCUGAUGGCUAUUCAUUGGCAGGUAACUGCAGGAGACUUUAUUUAACAGGGAUAGGAUUGGGAGGGGAGGCUGCAGAAGGCACAGUGACGAGGAGCUGAUGAAGAGAUGCUGACUGUUCAUUGUCCUUUCCUAUUUAUUCUCCAGCUCCAAGCUACGCCCUAUGGAAGUCACCUGACAUUUUAUCCCUUACCCCUGACAUCCCCUCUGUACCUACCCCCCAGCACCUUAUAAACCUAUGCCCUCUUGUGGCAACAAUUUCAGCUCUGGGGAAAAGCCUCUGACUAUCCACACAAUCAAUGCCUCUCAUUAUCUUGCACACCUCUAUCAGAUCGCCUCUCAUCCUCUGUUGCUCCAAGGAGAAAAGGCUGAGUUCACUCAACCUAUUCUCAGAAGGCAUGCUCCCCAAUCCAGGCAACAUCCUUGUAAAUCUCCUCUGCACCCUUACUAUAUCUUCCACAUCUUUCCUGUAGUGAGGCGACCAGAACUGAGCACAAUACUUCAAGUGGGGUCUGACCAGGGUCCUAUGUAGCUGCAACAUUACCUCUUGGCUUCUAAAUUCAAUUGGAGUAUUGUCAUCAGUUUUGGGCCCAUAUUUCAGAAAGGGUGUUUUGACAUUGGACAGAGUCUAGAAGAGGUUCAUGAAGAUGAUCGAUGUCACAAGGAUGACGUUUUGCUCUGAUUUUGAACAUAAUGGUCUCUCAAUUCUUGAGGCCCAGAAAUGCUACAUUUUUCAUGCUUGUGAUGGACCAUGCUUGGGCCAUUCCUCACUUUAAUCAUCUUAUGAAAAUUUUAUUCUUAAUAAUACAUUUGGAAUGGGAGGGCUAAUCUGAUGGGCAGACAACUUGUCCAUCCAAAUGUGGUGAGGUGUUUUAUAAUGUGCAGAACACCCUUCCUAAUUUUAGCCACGCGAGACAGGCAAAUAGAUCCUUGGCAUCAAUAUAAUGUGAUGGGAGCUGAGUUGAAUAACACUUAAAUCAAUUAUAUUCCGGAAACUGGGCAGUUUUUAAAACUGCACCACACGACUGUCAAAUGAUCACAGGCCCAAUUUCUGGAGAGUCACCAAAAGGAAAUUUCCUUCGGCUGUUCAUCUGCACUAUAAGUACCUCUGACCUCAAUACAUUUUUGAAGUCAGGAGCAAAGCCAUCAGCUGGAGGUACUUCCACCCCGUUCAAAAGGCAUCUCAAAACUGCCUGUCCAGAAAUUUGUUUUUAAUUGCUGCAAGAACUAACUCAGCCUUCAUAGUUCAUGAAUUAGAAUCUUAUUUCUUUUUAGACAGGCCUAAAGAGUUAUUGAGUACAGAAACAGGCCCUUUGUCUCAUUAAGUCUGUGUCAUCACGCACCCUGUUCUCCCCACAUUCACGUCAACUCUCCCAAGUUUCUACCACUCAUUUACGUAGCAAGGGCAAUUUACAGUGGCCAUUUAAAGGGCUGUGGGAUGAAACUAGAGCACCAGGUUGCAAGAUUUCAUUAAAAAAAAUGAUUUUAGGCACAACUGGAUUUGAAUAUAUUGUAAUGAAUGCUUCCAGUCUCAUGCAAAGUUUAAAGUUCUUUAAGCGUAAGUUGUAUGACUGUGAAUGUUGUUAUUCCAUACAAUUAGAGCGUUGUCUUGUGUUUUUAUUUCAAAAAAUGUUAAAUUCAUAUUUGAAACAAAUAUUCAAAUAAUUCAGUAUUUUAUAUUGCAUUUGACAUAUUUGAAUGAAAUAAUCAUUGCUGCACCUUCUGUAUAGAUGAUUUGUUGACUUAAGCACAAAAUUACUCGAACAUAUCUUUCACACAUAAGGCAAUAGGUAAAUAUUUCUCAAUAGGUUUCAAUAGGUACAUAUAGUGUCAGGGAAAUGUAUACAACAUACGUCCUGAAAUUCUUUUUCUUUUAGAAUGUAUUUAGAAUGCUGAUAUUUAACUCCUUUAUCAUGGUAACCAUGUAAAAUAAAUUUUACAAGGAAAGUGCUGUAUCAAGUUAAAAUGCCUGACAAACAUAUACAUUUUGGCAGAUACUAACUUAGCAAGGAACUUGUUUUUGAAAUUCUACAUCUAUCGAACCAGCCUGAAUUCUUAGGUUAUAUGAAUGUAUUUUGUGCUUCUGUGUCAUUAUUUCAGACAUUAUAACAACUACUUAAAUAAAAUAAUUUUCAGAUGUUUGGC